Onychostoma macrolepis is the source of this 971-nucleotide messenger RNA. RefSeq names its product H-2 class II histocompatibility antigen, E-S beta chain-like. Gene Ontology annotation, molecular function: MHC class II protein complex binding. Gene Ontology annotation, cellular component: MHC class II protein complex; membrane. Bases 62 to 835 code for a protein of 257 amino acids. Lineage: Eukaryota; Metazoa; Chordata; Actinopteri; Cypriniformes; Cyprinidae. The record is from RefSeq and is a predicted model, not a curated record. The transcript is spliced from 6 exons. Gene Ontology annotation, biological process: immune response; immunoglobulin production involved in immunoglobulin-mediated immune response; positive regulation of T cell activation.
CAGCCGUUUUAGACUCUGACCUCACUAGCAUGAACAGUGUAUUUGCUGCUCUCAGUUGUGAAUGAGAGAGAGAGGGAAAAUGACACUUUUAAAGCUCUUGAAUUUUCAACACAUUCUAAUGCUGUCUGUGUUCACUGGAGCAGCUAAUGGAUAUUAUUUCCAGACAUGGACACAGUGCAUCUAUAGCACUCAUGAUCUCAGUGACAUGGAGCUCAUUGAAGGCUUUUACUUCAAUAAAUAUCCAGUCAUUAAGUUCAACAGCACCGUGGGGAUGUUUGAGGGGUUUUCAGAUCUUGGAGUAAAAACUGCAGAAUUGUGGAACAACGAUACAGCAUUCCUACAGCAAACCAAGGCUAAAGUUGAUACAUACUGCAAGCCUAAUUCUCAAGUUUUCGAAGCAGCGAUCCAUAGUAAAAAAGAGCGGCCGAAAGUGAAGCUCAGUUCAGUGAUGCCGGGCGACAGCACACAUCCAGCUCUGGUGAAGUGCAGCGCGUAUGACUUCUACCCUCAACCAAUCAAAGUGUACUGGCUGAAGGACGGGGUGGAGGUGACUUCUGACGUGACCUCCACCGAGGAGCUGCCCAACGGAGACUGGUACUACCAGAUUCACACCGUGCUAGAAUACACUCCCAAAUCUGCAGAGAAGAUCUCCUGCGUGGUGGAGCACGCCAGCUUCACCAGACCCAUGAUCUACGACUGGACCCCACCACCGGCCCCUGAGUUUGAGUGGGAUAUUCAACUAUUAUUCACUAUUGAAUCUGCUGCACUGCUGCUGGGAGUCAUUAUAGCCGCUACCGGAUACAUUUACUACAAGAUAAAAACAUCAGGACUGUAGAGAGAAGUUCCUAGUACCACGUCAGUGAUGGUCCUGAUUCUGACUGAAAGGAGCCUCAUCGUGGAGAAGCACAAACACGACUAUCACACACUGUCCAGCUCUUCAACUGAUGCUUCAAAAUAAAAAGACAAAAUGA